Heteronotia binoei (common prickly gecko) is the source of this 1006-nucleotide messenger RNA. It is a transcript of the gene HOXD13, whose product is annotated as homeobox D13. NCBI's taxonomy places the organism in Eukaryota, Metazoa, Chordata, Lepidosauria, Squamata, Gekkonidae. The transcript has 2 exons. The coding region runs from base 2 to 1006 and encodes 334 amino acids. The record is from RefSeq and is a predicted model, not a curated record. Gene Ontology annotation, molecular function: DNA-binding transcription factor activity, RNA polymerase II-specific; RNA polymerase II cis-regulatory region sequence-specific DNA binding. Gene Ontology annotation, biological process: regulation of transcription by RNA polymerase II.
CAUGAGCCGAGCGGCGGGCGGCUGGGAGAUGGAGGGGCUGCGGGGCGAGGCGGGCGGGAGCGGCCAGUGCCGCAAUUUCCUCUCGGCGGCGCCCGUCUUCGGGGCGGCGCCGUCAGGGCGGCAGGCGGGCGCGGGGGGCUUCGGGUACGAGCGCUCGGGCGCGGUGGCGGCGGGGGGGACGGGAGGGGCGCGCUCCUCGUCCUCUUCCUCGGAGGCCGGCCCGGCCAAGGACUGCUCCAGCGGGCCCCCGACGGCGGCUCCCUCGGCCUCUUCCACCGCUGCCGCUGCAGCGGCCGCCGCCGCCCUGGGCUACCACGCGGGCUACCACCCCUUCGGCAACGGCUACUACAGCUGCCGCAUGGCGCACGGCGUGGGACUCCAGCAGAACGCCGCCCUCAAGGCCUCGCCCCACGCCGCCCCCUUCCCCGGCGAGAAGUACAUGGACGUGGCCAGCCUGGCCGCCGGCACCAGCGUCCCCUCCGGCAGCGACCCCGUCGCCUCGCGGGCCAAGGACGUCUCCUUCUACCAGGGCUACGCCGCUGCCGCCGCCGCCGCAGGACCCUACCAGCACGUGCCCGCCGGCUACCUGGACGUCGUCUCCACCUUCGGCUCGGCGGCCGGAGAGCCUCGCCACGAAACCUACAUCUCCAUGGAGGGCUACCAGUCCUGGACGCUGGCCAACGGCUGGAACGGGCAGGUGUACUGCGCCAAGGACCAGGGCCAAGGAUCCCACUUCUGGAAGUCCUCCUUCCCAGGGGACGUAGCACUAAACCAGCCGGACAUGUGCGUGUACCGGCGAGGGCGGAAGAAGCGAGUGCCUUACACCAAGCUGCAGCUGAAGGAGUUGGAGAGCGAGUACGCCCUCAACAAAUUCAUCAACAAGGACAAGCGGCGCCGGAUCUCGGCGGCCACCAACCUCUCGGAGAGGCAGGUGACCAUCUGGUUUCAGAACCGGCGCGUCAAGGACAAGAAAAUAGUGUCCAAGCUGAAGGACUCUGUUUCCUGA